GCCUACAAGGAGAAAAUGAAGGAGCUCUCAAUGCUCUCUCUGAUAUGUUCCUGCUUCUAUCCUGAACCACAUGCUGCCACAUUCUACAACUAUGAUGGUGAGUCCAAUGCUAUCUGGUGUUACUUUACAGACAUGGAAGUGAAGCAAAUCAACAAGCGUGCCUCAGGUCAAUCUUUUGAGGUGAUCUUGAAGCCACCUUCCCCAGAAGCAAUGCCAGCUCUGGACCGAACUCUGUCACCUCCAAAGAAGAAGGACCUCUCUUUGGAUGAGAUCCAGAAGAAGCUUGAGGCUGCAGAGGACAGAAGGAAGUCUCAGGAGGCCCAGAUUCUGAAGCAGCUCGCAGAGAAGAGAGAGCAUGAGCGAGAGGUCUUGCAAAAGGCCAUGGAAGAGAACAACAAUUUCAGCAGGACUGCAGAGGAAAAACUGAUCAUAAAGAUGGAACUGAACAAGGAAAACCGUGAGGCUCACUUAGCUGCUCUUAUGGAACGUCUCCGCGAGAGGGAGAGGCAUGCUACAGAGGUCCGCAGGAACAAGGAACUUCGGGAAGAGAUCUCUGGCUGA
Hypanus sabinus (Atlantic stingray) is the source of this 561-nucleotide messenger RNA. It is a transcript of the gene stmn2b, whose product is annotated as stathmin 2b. The record is from RefSeq and is a predicted model, not a curated record. NCBI's taxonomy places the organism in Eukaryota, Metazoa, Chordata, Chondrichthyes, Myliobatiformes, Dasyatidae. The transcript is spliced from 4 exons. Gene Ontology annotation, cellular component: cytoplasm; neuron projection; growth cone. Gene Ontology annotation, molecular function: tubulin binding. Gene Ontology annotation, biological process: neuron projection development; regulation of microtubule polymerization or depolymerization; microtubule depolymerization. The coding region runs from base 16 to 561 and encodes 181 amino acids.